AUGAGGGCCUUUCUUACCUGCAUCACCAUCCUCCUCUGGGGCUUUCUAGACAUCACAGAAGCUACGUCUUUAACGACGAUUACUGAAACAAGUCAGAGUACCGUUUCUCAGACAAUCACAAGCACAUAUGCAAUCACCACUACUGAAACGAUCUGCACCCUUGGCAGCGCUCCACACGAAUCAUGCACCAACUCCGUCUGGGCUGCAGGCUCACUUUACUAUUCGGCGAACUGUGCAUCUUCCGCCACUUUGGGAGGGGCUUCCACAAUUCGGGCAUAUGUCAACGUGCCAUGGGCAAUUUGUUACGAAUGGUGUACCGAGCUCUCUUGUAGCGGAAUUUGGAUGUCCACCAUAGGCCCCUUUUCCGAAUGCUAUAUGCUCAGCGGCACGCCUACAAUCGUCCCGGCUACUAGUUCUCAGGCGCUACUGGAGGUAUUUACUACUAAUCCCUGUUUGGAAACGAUCACGUCGAUAUCCACAGAGACUUCGGUUGAGGUCACGACUGUGGACUACACCGUCUUAUAUACCUCGACCGUGAUUGUUUCGACGCCGACGCCGACGCCAAAUCCUACUCCUACUCCCACUCCAGGAAUAGCCUCAAGCUCCGUGGCACUCUCUUACUCAACUCCUAUCGCUUCUCCGCCGAGUUCUGCUGCAGUAUCAAUGUCUGUUCGCUUUAGCUCUUCAAUGGCUCAUCUAUCUUUGUCGUCGCCAAUCGCCUCUCAGUCAAGCUCUACAGCAGCCUCGGCGGCUAUUCGGUCUAGCUCAUCAGUAUAUCAGCUAUUUUCCUCAUCGCCAGUCCCUUCUUCAAGCUCUGCGGCAGCUUCAGUCCCUAUCCACUCUAGCUCUUCGGUGGCUCAUCCAUCCUCUUCAUCGCGAAUUGCCUCUCCUUCAAACUCUGAAGUAGCCUCGGCCCCUAUUCGCUCUAGCUCUCCAGUGCCGCAUUUAUCUUCCGUGUCGCCGGAGGCUUCUCCCUCAAGUCCUACAGGAGUACCAGUUUAUAUUCACUCUAGCUCUUCGGUGGCUUAUCAAUCUUCCUCACCACCGACUGCUUUUACUUCAAGUUAUAUCGCCUUUUCAGACUCUGUUCGACCUAGCUCUUCGGUGUUCCAUUUAUCCUCUUCAUCACCGAUUUCAUCAGUGCCGCUGCCGAAAUCUUCCACAAGUGCGCCGUCAAUCUCAUCCUCAACCUAUGUCGUGAGUUCUCCGGGAACUCCUUUCCUCAAAUCUCACUCGCCCCCUCCGGCAUCUGAAUCUCCCUCUUUUGCCAAUUCAGUGAGCCCACCUUACGACAACAUUCCAUCAGGCAUCCCGAGUCAUAUUCAGACUACACACACUAUCGAAAACAACCCAACGGGCAUUGUUCCACCAAUCACUCUCACAACCGAAACUCUGUAUACAACUGAAGUUUCAACUAUCUACAAAUGUGCUCCCACUGUGAAGGAUUGUCCUUAUGCCGAAAAGACUCCCUCGGUAGCGACCCAGGUGGUCGCCACCGGCACCACCGUUUACCCUGUCACCACCUCCACCGCAGGAGAGACCCCCAGUGGCCCUCCACCAGCGGCCUCUUUUACCACUGAAACUCUGUACACAACUGAACUUUCAAAAAUCUACAAAUGUGCAUCUACAGUCAAAGAUUGUCUUUAUGCCGAAAAGACGCCCUCGACAAUCACCCAGGUGAUCGCCACCGGCACCACCGUUUACCCUGUCACCACAUAUAUCGCAGGAGAGGCCCCCAGUGACACUGCAUCAGCGGAGAGUAUAUACACUGAGACGAUGUAUACAACUGAAUUUUCGACGGUUCACAAAUGUGCUUCUACGGUGAAGGAUUGCCCUUAUGCCGAAAAGACUCCCUCGACAAUCACCCAGGUGAUUCCCACCGAAACCAAUUUUUACUCCUUCACUACCUCCACCGGCUCCACUUUUCGAGCUCACACCAUUACUGCUUGUCCAUACGACGUCGAUGACUGUCCGUCCUCUGAAAAAACCACCUAUGUGACUUCUAAAUCCGAGGAGACCUAUACCGUGAUCCUGGUUUCAGCAGAGACGCCUUCCCCGCAUGCCACUACCAUCGAUGUUGGAACGAACAAUAACCCAGAGGUCACCCCGACAGUCUAUGUGACAAGCGUUGUGACAAUCUUGGCUUGUCCCGCUGUCAGUGCUCUGGCGCAGUAG
Molecule: messenger RNA, 2175 nt
Organism: Penicillium odoratum
Lineage: Eukaryota; Fungi; Ascomycota; Eurotiomycetes; Eurotiales; Aspergillaceae
Exons: 1
Coding region: 1-2175 (724 amino acids)
Source: RefSeq, a predicted model, not a curated record